AUGUCAAGUUCCAUGUCCUACUGGAUGUUAACCUCUGCGAGAUACAGCAUAGCCGCGCUGCAAAGGGGCAGGCGUUUGUACUCCAGAUAUGUCUUGUCCAGAAGUCCAUCAAAAUGGAAGCCCUUCUUGCAGGGACCACCCGCCCUAAGAGAUGAAGUCCUGAGGGGUGGUUUGGCACUGCCAAAAGCCUGCAGACAUAUAUCAACAGAGGAAGAUUUCAACCUGCAGCUCAGCCCUGCGCAGGUCAAUGAGGUGCUUCGUGCCGGCGAGCUGGUGUAUCAGCCUCUUUCCCUCCCCGGUGGAGCCCCAAAUCCGGUGCUGCGGUUUGAGAGCAACCAGCUGGCCGCCAAUUCCCCCGUCGAGGACCGGCGGGGCGUGGCCUCCUGCUUGCAGACCAGUGGCCUGAUGUUUGGCAUCUUCGAUGGACAUGGGGGUCACGCAUGUGCGCAAGCCGUGAGCGAGAGGCUCUUCUAUUAUGUGGCGGUGUCCCUGAUGUCCCAGCAGACCCUGGAGCAGAUGGAGGAGGCUGUGGAAAACAUGAAGCCCCUGCUGCCCAUCCUGCAGUGGCUCAAGCACCCAGGGCAGAGCAUCUACGAGGAUGUCACAUCAGUGCAUCUAGACCACCUGCGGGUCUAUUGGCAGGAGCUGCUCGACCUGCACAUGGGGAUGGGCCUGAGCACAGAGGAGGCCUUGGUACACUCCUUCCAGAGACUAGAUUCUGACAUCUCGCUGGAAGUCCAGGCUCCCCUGGAAGACGAGAUGGCCAUGAACUUGUCGCUGCAGGUGGCCUUCUCUGGAGCAACGGCGUGCAUGGCUCACAUCGAUGGGAUACACCUGCAUGUGGCAAAUGCUGGCGACUGCCGGGCCGUCCUGGGUGUGCAGGAGGACAAUGGCCUGUGGUCUUGUGUGCCCCUUAGCUGUGAUCACAAUGCCUGGAACCCGGCCGAGUUGUCCCGGCUGAAGAAGGAGCACCCGGCAUCAGAAGACAGGACCAUCGUCAUGGAGGACAGGCUGCUGGGCGUCCUGAUGCCCUGCAGAGCCUUCGGAGAUGUUCAGUUCAAGUGGAGCCAGGAGCUGCAGCGCAGCGUCCUGGACAGGGGCUUUGACACGGAGGCCCUCAACAUCUACCAGCUCAAGCCCCUCCACUAUUACACUCCCCCUUACCUGACAGCCCGGCCCGAGGUCACCUACCACAAGCUGAGGCCCCAGGAUAAGUUCCUGGUGCUGGCCUCUGAUGGCCUUUGGGACAUGUUGAGCAACGAGGAUGUGGUGAGGCUCGUGGUGGGGCACCUGGCUGAGGUGGGUGGGCACAACAAGUCCGACCUGGCCCAGGGACGUACCAACCUGGGGCUCAUGCAGAGCCUGCUGCUACAGAGGAAAGCCCGCGGGUUGCCCAUCACCGACCACAAUGCUGCCACACAUCUGAUCAGGCACGCUCUUGGGAGCAAUGAGUACGGGGAGAUGGAGGCCGAGCGGCUGAAUGCCAUGCUGACGCUGCCCGAGGACUUGGCGAGGCUGUACAGGGAUGACAUCACGGUCACCGUGGUGUACUUUAACUCUGAUGCACUGGAUGCGUAUUACAAGGGUGGUUAAAGGGUCUUCUAGCCCACGGCCACGGUGAAAGAAAAUGCUCUUCCAAACCUUUUCAUGCAUUCCUAAGCAAGC
Messenger RNA from Ochotona curzoniae (black-lipped pika), 1665 nucleotides. It is a transcript of the gene PDP2, whose product is annotated as pyruvate dehyrogenase phosphatase catalytic subunit 2. NCBI's taxonomy places the organism in Eukaryota, Metazoa, Chordata, Mammalia, Lagomorpha, Ochotonidae. Gene Ontology annotation, biological process: protein dephosphorylation. The transcript has a single exon. The record is from RefSeq and is a predicted model, not a curated record. The coding region runs from base 1 to 1593 and encodes 530 amino acids. Gene Ontology annotation, molecular function: protein serine/threonine phosphatase activity; cation binding.